AUGGCAGGUGGAGUUUUAGUUACUUCAACAAAUGGAAGACAAUAUGAGGGGAAGGUUACGAUGUUUGUUUUGGUCACAUGUUUAGUGGCGGCUAUGGGGGGUUUACUUUUUGGUUAUGAUCUUGGUAUUACAGGAGGAGUGACUUCCAUGGAACCAUUCUUAGUUAAAUUCUUUCCCAGUGUUUACAAACAAAUGAAAGAUGAAUCUGGACACGAGAGUCAAUAUUGCAAAUUUGAUAACGAGCUCCUUACUUUGUUCACAUCUUCUUUGUAUCUUGCAGCUUUAAUAGCUUCUUUCUUUGCUUCCACAACUACAAGAAUGUUAGGACGCAAGGCCUCAAUGUUUACAGGUGGCUUGUUUUUCCUUAUUGGUGCAUUGCUUAAUGGUUUUGCUAUCAACAUUGAAAUGCUUAUCAUUGGUCGCCUAUUACUUGGUUUUGGUGUAGGAUAUUGUAAUCAGUCAGUUCCAGUGUAUUUGUCUGAAAUGGCUCCAGCAAAGAUUAGAGGUGCACUCAACAUGGGCUUCCAAAUGAUGAUAACUAUUGGAAUCCUAGGGGCAAACAUUAUCAACUACUUUACUUCUGAUCUUGAGAGUGGAUGGAGAAUUUCUUUGGGUAUCGGAGCUAUUCGUGGCAUUGAUAAUGUCGAUGAGGAGUUCCAAGAUCUAAUCGAUGCUAGCGAGGAAGCCAAGAAGGUGGAACAUCCAUGGAAGAAUAUUACAGAACUGAGAUAUAGACCUCAACUAACAUUUUGCUCUCUCAUUCCAUUCUUUCAACAACUCACAGGCAUCAAUGUUAUCAUGUUUUAUGCCCCUGUCCUUUUCAAGACUUUGGGCUUUGGAAACAAUGCUUCCCUCAUGUCCGCAAUAAUUACCGGAGGUGUCAAUGUUCUUGCUACUUUUGUUUCCAUCUUCACAGUGGAUAAGUUUGGAAGAAAAAUUUUGUUUCUUGAAGGUGGUGUCCAAAUGUUUAUUUGUCAGAUUAUUGUGGGAAGCAUGAUUGCUAUUAAUUUUGGAGUUAGCGGUGAAGGCUCAUUUACAUAUAUUGAAGCUAAUUUUCUUUUGUUCUUCAUAUGUUUGUAUGUUGCCGCAUUCGCAUGGUCUUGGGGUCCAUUGGGAUGGUUAGUUCCUAGUGAAAUAUGCUCUCUUGAGGUUCGCUCUGCAGGUCAAGCUACCAAUGUUGCUGUGAACAUGUUAUUCACCUUCGCCAUUGCUCAAAUUUUUCUUACUAUGCUUUGUCACUUGAAGUUUGGACUUUUCUUCUUCUUUGCUGGCUUUGUGCUUAUAAUGACAAUUUUCAUUGUCAUGUUUUUUCCCGAGACAAAUAAUGUCCCAAUUGAAGAAAUGAAUAAAGUGUGGAAGUCUCAUUGGUUUUGGACAAAAUUUGUUUCAAAUGUUGUCGUCGAUCAUGAUCAUAAGGCCGUUGCUUGA
Vicia faba (fava bean) is the source of this 1428-nucleotide messenger RNA. NCBI's taxonomy places the organism in Eukaryota, Viridiplantae, Streptophyta, Magnoliopsida, Fabales, Fabaceae. The record is from the annotation of a GenBank genome assembly.